AUGGAGGUCUCCUUUAAACUCACCGAAAGAGAAAGAAAGUUCUCAUCAUCUGGUAAGGUGACAUUGAUACUUAUUUCUCUUCUUUACUUCUUGAAUACAGUUCUUGACGUACUAAAAAAUGUAGAAGUGAAAACUGUUAUUGGACCCCAAAGAUCAGUAGAAGAGGAGUUUGUGAUUGAUCUUGGUGACAGAGCUCAAGUGCCUAUUGUCUCAUUUUCUGCAACUAGUCCAUCUCUUUCAUCUAGAAGUCCUUAUUUUGUUCGAACAGCUCAAAAUGAUUCUUGUCAAGUUAAAGCUAUUACUGCAAUAAUUCAAUCCUUUCAAUGGAGGGAAGUGGUUCCAAUAUUUGAAGACACAGAAUAUGGAAAUGGAUUUAUACCAUACGUGAUUGAUGCCUUACAAGAGGUAGAUGUCAAAGUUAAGUACCGGGGAAUUAUUUCGGUUACAGCAACAAAUGAUCAGAUUCUAGAAGAGCUCUACAAAUUAAUGACUAUGGAGAAUAAGGUUUUUGUAGUGCACAUGACACCAUCUCUUGUAACUCUCUUUUUCUUAAAGGUAAAAGAAGCAGGAAUGAUGAGUGAAGGGCAUGUGUGGAUUGUUACUGCUGGAACCAUGAAUCUCUUGGAUUCUUUUCAUAGGGAUGUCAUUCAAGCAAUGCAAGGCGUCUUAGGUGUAAAGCCUUUUAUUCCAAAAUCAGAAAGGCUUGAAAAUUUCACAGCUAGAUGGAAGAAAGAAACUCAACUGAACUUGACUCCAUUGGCGUCUCAAACUGGUCUGAAACUUCUAAAUGCGAUUUUAGAAACAAGAUUUAGUGGAUUAGCUGGAGAGUUUCACCUUGCUGUUGGACAAUUGCAGCCAUCUAAUUUCCAGUUUCUCAGUGUGAUUGGUAAGGGGGAGAAAGUGAUUGGGUUUUGGACUCCAGAAUUGGGAAUUACAAGAGAACUGAAUAUGAAUACUAGUGUGAGAAAGUACUCGACUUCAAGGUCUGCUUUUCGGUAUAUUAUUUGGCCAGGAGAAUCAACAGUUAUACCCAAGGGAUGGGUGAUUCCUGUGAAUGGUAAGAAGUUGAGGAUUGGGGUACCAGUGAAUACUGGAUAUACUCAACUUGUGAAUGUAGUGUGGGAUAGUCAGCAUAACACAACAAUUGUUCGUGGGUUCUGCACAGAUGUGUUCAAUGCCGUCAAGAAAAGAUUGCCAUAUGCCGUCCCAUAUGAAUUCAUUCCAUUUGCAAAAGCUGAUGGUUCAACUUCUUCCCCUACUCAUUUUAAGCUGAAAUUGUACCAAUCAGAUGUCUACUACCUGUUUCUCUAUCACAUGGACAAACCUAUAUAUAACUUUGAUGCUGUAGUUGGUGAUAUCACAAUCUUAAGCAAUCGAUCAUUAUAUGUGGAUUUCACAUUGCCAUAUACAAAGGGAGGAGUGAUGAUGACUAUCCCAAUUAAAUAUGAGGAAAAAGAGAAAAACUCUUCAAUCUUCUUAAAGACAUUAACAACAGAUCUAUGGUUGGUUAUCCUUGCUUUCUUUGUACUUAUAGGACUUCUGGUUUUGUUUCUUGAAGACCAGAGAAAAAAUGAGUUUAGGGAUUCUCCAUCUCAACAAGUUCGAGGGAAGUUGUCAAGCAACUUGACUCGUGCUGUAGUGAUUGUGUGGAUGGUGAUAAUGCUAAUCUUGACUUCGUGCUACACCGUAAAUUUAUCGUUGAUUUUGACUGUUCAACGACUUAAACCUUCAUUCACUAGCAUUGAAGCCCUUCAAAAGAAUGGAGACUAUGUAGGAUACCAAGUAGGAGAUUUUAUUUUUGAGCUCCUAAAGCAGUUAAAUUUCGAUGAAUCCAAGCUGAUAGCUUGCGACACUUCUGCUGAUUAUGAUGAAGCCUUGUCAAAAGGGAGCUUGAGUGAGGAAAUUUCUGCCUACUUUGAAAUUCCGCUUGCCAUGAAAGUUUUUGGAGCAACAUAUUGUGAUAAAUACACCAUUAUUGGUCCCAUUCACAAGACGGAAGGAUUUAGCUUUAACUCGACACGCGUUCAACUUUUAGUGAACGGUUCAGAUGAGUUGGUUGAUUCUUCACCAAAACCUGGUUUGAAGUAA
Macadamia integrifolia is the source of this 2088-nucleotide messenger RNA. RefSeq names its product glutamate receptor 2.6-like. The coding region runs from base 1 to 2088 and encodes 695 amino acids. Gene Ontology annotation, cellular component: plasma membrane. Gene Ontology annotation, molecular function: signaling receptor activity; ligand-gated monoatomic ion channel activity. The record is from RefSeq and is a predicted model, not a curated record. The transcript is spliced from 8 exons. NCBI's taxonomy places the organism in Eukaryota, Viridiplantae, Streptophyta, Magnoliopsida, Proteales, Proteaceae.